AUGGCGCCGAGACGAACGCCAUGCGCAAUCGCAAGUACCGUGAACUUGGUCCACCAGCGGCAGGCAUUGCAACCUGACGUCCAUUUAACGUGGUUUCGUCUGAAGUUUCGAUCUCAAGUACCAUUAACAACAGACCCUGUCUUGCCCAGUGGACGGUGGCAGCAACCCUCGGGCAUGACUUGUUGUGCGUGCUUCAAAACGGCCGAAACUGUGAUUUGCAAGCAGAGUCGUGUUUGA
Molecule: messenger RNA, 237 nt
Organism: Colletotrichum costaricense
Lineage: Eukaryota; Fungi; Ascomycota; Sordariomycetes; Glomerellales; Glomerellaceae
Exons: 1
Coding region: 1-237 (78 amino acids)
Source: RefSeq, a predicted model, not a curated record